This is a messenger RNA of Exophiala mesophila, 1488 nucleotides long. RefSeq lists its product as uncharacterized. Lineage: Eukaryota; Fungi; Ascomycota; Eurotiomycetes; Chaetothyriales; Herpotrichiellaceae. Bases 1 to 1488 code for a protein of 495 amino acids. The record is from RefSeq and is a predicted model, not a curated record. The transcript is spliced from 4 exons.
AUGGCGGAUACUGUAACAUACUCCAAAUUUGCCUGCGUAGGUACUGGGUUCUCAGGCAUUGGCCUUGGUGCAACGCUACGGCGAUGGUAUAACGAGAGCGAUAUCAGGUACUUCGAGAGACGUGAUAAGCUAGGCGGGACAUGGUAUAUUAACAAGUAUCCUGGUGCCGCUUGUGAUGUCCCUAGCGCAUUCUAUAGUCUGUCUUACGAACAGAACACCGAAUGGUCACGGAUACUACCGACCACCGAUGAAAUCGAGGCUUAUCUACAACGAGUUGCACAGAAAUAUGAUCUCCUUUCAAAGAUGACAUUCGGAGUUGAAGUGACCGAGUGUCGGUGGGUUGAAGCGCAGAAUCGUUGGCGACUGACCAUUCGAGACGACCGGCACAAUAAGAUCCUUGUACACGAAGCAAGUAUUCUGUUCUCGGCCAGCGGACAGCUCGUGUAUCCAUUAGAUCUCGACGUACCAGGCGUAGAGACUUUCAAGGGGGGCAUCUUCCAUUCUGCUCGUUGGCGAAAGGACAUUGGACGCUCCAAACACUGGGUCUUCCCCCCGAUCGAUUUCCCAUACCCGAGAUGGUUAAAGUGGGCAUUCAAACAUGUUCCUUUUAUCCUACGCCUCCACCGCUUUCACAUCUUCCUCCAGGCAGAAAGCCAGUUUAAGCUAUUUCCUCUGACUGAGAAGGCUGGCAGAUUGAGAGCAGCAAUGCGAGUGCAGGUGCAACGGUACAUGCGUGAAACAGCGCCCGAAAAGUACCACGACAUUCUAAUCCCCGACUUUGACGUCGGCUGCAAACGACGUAUUUUCGACAGCGGCUACUUGAAAAGCCUGCACGCGUCCAAUCUCGUCUUGACCAACAAGAAAGCCAUUGAGAGCGUGCCUGAUGGUGUCCGGACUGAAGAAAAGACCAUAAAGACUGAUGUCAUAAUCCUCGCAAACGGAUUUCGGACCAACGACUUUGUUUCACCUUUAAAGGUGAUCGGGCGCGAUGGCGAGCUCCUGACCGAACACUGGGAGAAGGCCGGUGGUCCUGAGGCUUACAAUUGCUCGGUCAUGAGCGGGUUUCCUAACUUCUUCCUACUCCUAGGACCUAAUGCCGCUACGGGCCACACGUCCGCAAUCAUGGCCUCGGAAAACUCCAUCAACUACGCGCUCAGGUUCCUCAAGCCGGUCAUCACCGGCAAGGCAGCAACCGUGGAGAUCAAAGCAGAUGCCGAGAUUGCGUACACGAACAAAAUGCAAGAUGAUCUGUCGAAGACAGUGUGGAAUAGUGGGUGUCAGAGCUGGUACAUCAAGGAGGAUCAGGGUCAAAGAUGGAACGCAAUGAGUUAUCCAUACUCCCAAGCGCAUUUUUGGUAUCGCAGCGUCUUGCCGACUUGGAAGGAUUGGAAAAUCAAGAACUCGUCGAGAGAUACCUACUGCCAACUAUAUCUCUUUUUGGCGAUAUUGGGCGCGAGCUGUCUGACCGCCGUAUUGACAAAGGUGUAG